AUGGGACGGCAUAUGCCAUCUGCUGGCAUCAUGAUACCUUUGGUGGUGGCAACUUCGGCCCUCCCCGGCACAAGAGCUAUUGACACAAGCUGGCACGCUCCCGCAAAAACACAGCUCAACAACCUCACGUCGGCGCUCGAUUCCAAUGGGGUCUAUGAUUUUAUUUUUAAUUCGUCGAAUACUCCCGACCACGAGUAUGGAGUAUACAACUGGUGCAAUAUGCCACAUGUUCGACCAACAGAGUACGUUGUGGCCGACGAGGCAUAUGAAUUACAAUAUGUUGAAUUGAUUCACAGACACCACAAGCGGACGCCGUACGCGUCAAACGCUUUUCCGGUUGAGUCUUACCAGUGGAAUUGCGACGAUGCACACUUGUUUCUCUACGGCGAACCUUUGCAGGGAAAGCAAUCUUCUCCAGUAUUUCGGAAAGGGUACAUUUCUCGGAUGAACCCAUUCGUACCACCUGGCUGGAUUGGAAGCUGUAACUUUCCUCAAAUUACAUCUGACGGUCUAAGUGACUCCUGGCAGCACGGUACUGAUCUCUACGCCGUGUAUCAUGAUCUCUUGGGGUUCCUUCCAUCUAGAAAUUCGGACUACAGAUCCUCUGUGCGAUAUCGCGUUACGAAUAACGUUAUCACAAGCCAGGUUGCUGGCAUGGUAAUCAGCGGCAUGUGGUCGACAAAUGAUCCAUAUCCCCUGAUUGUUGAAGCCCCAGGAGUCGACAGCUUGGAACCACAAUACUCUUGCAACUCAGCCGAUACACUCUUCAAUAGCAUCAAAUCCAGCCAGAAUCCUGAUUGGAAAAAGCAUCUAGAGGCGUCCGCAGCGUUGUUCAGUUCCCUCGAUGGUAUCUCGGGAGUUCCCUCGAGCGAUGGCGGAUUCCACUCUUCAUUCGACCACUACUAUGAUAACCUCUCCGCUAGACAAUGCCAUGCUAAACCCUUACCGUGCAAGCUAGUUGAUGGCCAGAACAGCACUAGGUGCAUCUCACAGAACCUUGCCAAUGCGGUCUAUCGUAUGGGAAACUGGGAAUACAGUCAAAUAUAUCGUGAUCAUCCAUCGUCACUCCCCGCAAGUGUGGCGUCCCUCGGAGUCUGGAUUGGAGAGCUCACCUCCCAUCUGCGUGAUGUUAUGGGUGGAUCGAGUGACAUACGCUACUUUCACAACAUAGCUCAUGACGGAUCAUUGUCUCGUCUACUCUCCGUCUUGCAGAUCGAUGAAAUGGUGUGGCCCGGAAUGGGCGCAGAAGUAGUCUUUGAGCUGUACAAGCGAAAGGACCAUGGAUCAAACCCUAGCCCAACAGCGUCCGUGGUCGCACCUGGUUGUCACAAUGACAACUGCUUUCGAAUGCUCUGGUCAAUCUCGACUUGCGUCAGCCUGCUCCUGUAUAUCCAGCACGACAAUAACGACGGCUCCAGCUCCUUCGCAAACUCCCUUGUCUAG
Metarhizium acridum CQMa 102 is the source of this 1443-nucleotide messenger RNA. RefSeq lists its product as uncharacterized. Gene Ontology annotation, molecular function: phosphatase activity. The record is from RefSeq and is a predicted model, not a curated record. Gene Ontology annotation, biological process: dephosphorylation. Lineage: Eukaryota; Fungi; Ascomycota; Sordariomycetes; Hypocreales; Clavicipitaceae.